AUGGACCAAGUAAAUGGCUCUGUGGUAACUGAGUUUGUAUUGCUGGGACUUGCACAUUCUUUGGGAAUGCAACUUCUCCUUUUUCUCUUCUUCUCGCUAUUCUAUGUGGGAAUUAUCUUAGGAAACCUCUUCAUUUUAUUCAUAGUGGUUUUCGAUCCUCUCCUACAAUCGCCCAUGUAUAUUCUGCUGGCCAACCUAUCACUCAUUGACUUGGGUCUUUCAUCUACCACAAUUCCUAGGAUGAUUUCUGAUCUUUUCAGUGACUAUAAAGUCAUUUCCUUUCAAAGCUGCAUGGUACAAAUAUUCUUUAUCCAUGUGAUGGGAGGAGUUGAGAUGGUGUUGCUCAUCGCAAUGGCAUAUGACAGAUACACAGCCAUCUGUAAGCCUCUCCAUUAUCUAACUAUUAUGAAUCCCAGAAUGUGCACAUUUUUGGUAGUGUUUGCUUGGGUCAUUGGAGUGAUUCAUGCUGUGACUCAGUUUGUUUUUGUUGUAAACUUACCUUUCUGUGGUCCUAAUAACAUAGGAAGCUUUUACUGUGAUUUUCCUCGGGUUAUUAAACUUGCCUGUACCACAGCAUUGAAAAACGCAGAACGGGUUCUUGUACUCGUGGUCUUUAAUUUUAGAUUUAUGAAAAGCUUUAAAAAUUGUAACUAG
Messenger RNA from Chrysochloris asiatica (Cape golden mole), 654 nucleotides. Its product is annotated as olfactory receptor 4F6-like. The record is from RefSeq and is a predicted model, not a curated record. Gene Ontology annotation, biological process: G protein-coupled receptor signaling pathway. The transcript is spliced from 2 exons. Gene Ontology annotation, cellular component: membrane. Lineage: Eukaryota; Metazoa; Chordata; Mammalia; Afrosoricida; Chrysochloridae. Gene Ontology annotation, molecular function: olfactory receptor activity; G protein-coupled receptor activity. Bases 1 to 654 code for a protein of 217 amino acids.